Actinia tenebrosa (Australian red waratah sea anemone) is the source of this 1608-nucleotide messenger RNA. RefSeq lists its product as uncharacterized. The record is from RefSeq and is a predicted model, not a curated record. Lineage: Eukaryota; Metazoa; Cnidaria; Anthozoa; Actiniaria; Actiniidae.
UAUGCCUAGCAAAACAGUUCUCGUUUUGACAACAUUUUACGGAGCACUAUUACUCACUGCAGUAUCUGCAAACGGUGGAUGCAAAACAAUUGCUUUCAAUGAAAAGAUUAAAGGCAAAGCUCUCAAAAACCACGUCUUCCAGACAAGAGAAUCAGGUAGCCAUCAAUUCUGUAGGGUACUUUGUUACCUAGACAACCGUUGCCUGUCAUAUAACUACGGUACAAGUGUUAAUGGAGACAAAGAAAUGUGUGAGCUGAAUGAAUCUGAUCAUGUUAUGCACGGCGAAGAUUUGACAGACAGACUAGAUACGGUAUACUUUAGAGUAGAGAAUGAUUGUAACUGCCCGAAGAACAAAAUAUGUCGGUACAAUUUUGUAGACAGCAGCCAUUACUGUGAAUGCAAGACGAAUUCGGCGCCAGGGACCCAGUGUAACGUCACUGAACCCUCAACUUGGUCCCCAAUUGGAUCUCCAACCGCAUCGCUAACUAAAGUCUCGACUGUAUCCACAACCGAAUCGCAAACAAUGACUGGAUCCCCAGGCGGAACAACAACUGCAUCCCCAGGCGGGCCAACGAAACAAAGUCCCACCACACAGUCAACAACACAGGCUCAAGCAACUACUGUCUCUUCCUCUGAUUGUGAACUACAGUUUGGUGCAGCUUCAAUACAUAACAUGAUCAAGAUCACUAACGCAUUUACUACGACUCUUCAGAUGUUCACUAUAUCAUUCUGGUUAAAAGUUCCAUCUUCCUCGCUAACCCUUUAUCCAUUUAGUUAUGCCACGAGUAGCGAGACAUCUGCCAUAAGCAUUGCGAUAAAAGAAGAUGGUGUCAUGGAGGUGGGCGCAAAUGGAGGAGGAAAGGGCAUUGAUUCGUUUCUUCAGAGAAACAAUGUUUGGCAGCACUUCGCAGUAACCUGGGAGUCUAGUAAUGGAAAUGUAAAGCUUUAUUACAAUGGCGGACAAAAAUCCAGUACGGAGUCAGGUAUGGCUCAAACAAAGAUAAUUCCUACAGGAGGUAUUUUGAUAGUAGGCCAGUACCAGGGAGAGCUAGCCGGCGGUUUCGACGAUACUAAAACGAUGCGGGGUAAUAUUGCUGGUCUAAAUUUUUGGUCUUCUGAAUUUACCGCAGAUCAGGUCACGGAACUUUAUAAACAAAGUUGUGGCGCUCCUUCAGGCGAUGCGCUGUCUUGGGUCAUGAUAUUGGCGGGAAAAAUAAGAGGAGAUUUGCAGAAAAUGUGCCCUACAACUUGUCGCUCCUGAAUGUAAAGAAAACUCGUGCAUAUUUCUAUGACAUCUAUUUCCUACCCUAAAACAGCCCCAACAUGUACUACAAUGCUAACUAGAAACGGAUUUUCCCUCGCGGAAUUGCUGAAAGUCCCCUUCACAGUUCCUAACCUCAUCCUGAAAGGUAACCAUGACUGUGCUUCGAAGUGAGAGGAACGGUGCAAUGAUGAUAGAGACGUGAAUAAUUGCCCAAGGAAUAAAAAAAGGUCUCUGCUUCGAUGCACAGGAACGGUUACCUUGAAGAUGGCGCAGGGAACUGUGAAGGGGACUAUAUUCGAACCCUCUAAAACUCUAGUUAGAGUACCGUGAUUAAAACUAUGGAG